CCCUAUACUAUGCUCUUGCUCUUUCUCCAAAUAACCCCAGGUUUAAGCGUAUAUAGCUCCUGCCUUUCUUUCUCUAUGCCCUACUGCUAUAAUCUUUCUUACCAAUCUCGUAUAAUUUCUGACACAAAGUGAGCCGCACACCAAACAAUGAGCAGCGCGCAAUUAGGCUCAUCGGAUGACAAACUGCAGCAAGCACUAUUGGAAACGAUUCGACAGAAUGGACGACUACUUGAUGAACUGCAAGCAGCGCGACGACGUGAAGAACAGCUUAUUGACAAAUGCUUUCAGCUGGAAGAAAAUUUGCUUCAAUAUGUGUUGGGAGAUGAGAAACGGUCGCAAUUGCUGAAGGCAUUGAUUGUAGACCAAAAUGACAAGGACGAACACUUGAAAGAAACUCUACAACAAGGGUCAGUUGUACUACAACAAAAUAACCGUAAUCACCAUGCAACUACUACUGCUGCCACCAGCGUGAGCAGUGCUCAAGAUACCGAUCAGGACACGGAAGAAUGGGUGCAGUGGCAACGGGUACCACACUAUGAGGUUGUAGUUAAUAGCAAGGUUGUGUCUGAAGCUUUUGUCGCCAACAACGCGAGUGUGUCCUUUAUCAGGGAGGACGUUGUACGACGCGCAGGAUUAAAGCCAAACAAACUGAACCCGCCGGCUCGCUUCAGACUCUUGGGCAGUGUUCAACCGGUCGUUGUUGCGGAAACUGUUGUAGUGCCGAUGAGGAUUGGUGAUUACCGGGGCCAGUGCCCAAUGUUUGUGUAUCAGCACAUACGAUCAGAGAUCAUACUCGGUGCAAGCUGGCUGCAAAGUGAACGUGUCUACUGGAAUGUGGAUUUCAUGUUGAUUGGUCCUAAGAAAAUCCGUGUGGAUCCAAAGCCACCAGUCAUGGUGAAGAAAAGUGAUCCAAGAGCGACGAUGGUGGAUGGGCCUGUCAUUAUCGAACGUCUCAACUAAUAGUGAACGUCUUCAUCUCUCUUCUGGUUGUAUGUAUGUACAAUGUAUUAUAUAGUCAAAUAACCUCAUUACUUUGCUGUAGCGAUGAGCUGUGAACUAAGAUAUAGUUACACAGGA
Messenger RNA from Zychaea mexicana, 1077 nucleotides. RefSeq lists its product as uncharacterized. The coding region runs from base 148 to 960 and encodes 270 amino acids. Lineage: Eukaryota; Fungi; Mucoromycota; Mucoromycetes; Mucorales; Lichtheimiaceae. The record is from RefSeq and is a predicted model, not a curated record. The transcript has a single exon.